Carassius auratus (goldfish) is the source of this 4368-nucleotide messenger RNA. Its product is annotated as zinc finger protein 239-like. Gene Ontology annotation, cellular component: nucleoplasm. Gene Ontology annotation, biological process: regulation of immune system process; regulation of cytokine production; negative regulation of transcription by RNA polymerase II. The record is from RefSeq and is a predicted model, not a curated record. Gene Ontology annotation, molecular function: DNA-binding transcription repressor activity, RNA polymerase II-specific; RNA polymerase II cis-regulatory region sequence-specific DNA binding. The coding region runs from base 1379 to 2434 and encodes 351 amino acids. The transcript has 2 exons. Lineage: Eukaryota; Metazoa; Chordata; Actinopteri; Cypriniformes; Cyprinidae.
UGUGAAUCCUUCAUGCUUCAAACACUCCACCAUCAUCCCCAUUAGAGCUGCACGAUUCUUGCUGAAAUGUGAAUCACGAUUUUUCUCCAUGGGAAUUGAGAUCACGAUUCUCAUUUUUUCAACCAAAUUUUAUUGCACUCAAGUCCAAAAAAACCCCCCAAAAAAACAGGACAUUCAGUAUAAUAAAGUGCUAGAGUGACAAAGAAAAUAGUCCCUUUUCUUUAUUUUAGGCCCCUUAAAGUGAACAACUUAAAAGCUUUGUUUUUGAACAUAAGCGAUCGUUGACUAAAUAGAACCUGUGCUUUUUGCUCCAAUUGGCACAGAACCUUAAAAGUUCUUGGCCAAGGACACUAACCUAUCAACAUUUUGAGGUUUCAGGGAGGAACGCAGGCUUGAUACAAUGUUCCCCCCUGUGCUAAAAACCCUUUCUGAUGGGGAACUUGUAGCAGUGACACAGAGGUAUUUCCUUGCCAGCGCAGACAGUUUUGAAUAUUGUCCCUUGUGUUCCUUCCACCAGACUAAGGGAUCAUCUUCGCUGUCAAUGUUUCUUGUGAGCAGAUAUGAGCCUAGCUCCAUGUCAACAUCAUUCUCUUGAGCAGAAGCAUCAGAUGGUGCUGCUGCCUCAUUGCCCUUGGAAGGUCUUUCUCUUCUUUUCUACGGGGGGCAGCGGAGGCUGGGUGCAGUUGUAGGGGAACUUUGCUGGAAAAGAGAAAAGAUCACUUAAAAAAAAUCUCAAUAUUCUAUUCUAUGAAUUCUACAGAAUUCAUGUCUGUUCAAUAGAGGGUGCUACAUGCACUGCACUUUCUGUCAUUAUAAAAGUAACUAAGGCAUUAAUGUAAAUGUCUCACAUGGCAAACGUGUGAGUUUCAAUAGAUUAUUUCACACAAACAACUUGUUAAUCAUGUUUUACUGUAUGUUAUUCUAAUCUAAUCUACAAUGCAGCUUUCACUUGUUGCCACCAAAUGCUCUGGAAUGUGUAUCUGCAGCAGCUAUGGACAUAAGACACAGUUAAUAUCUUAUUGGUCAGCAUUUCUUUGAAGGGCAAAAUCAUCGUGCAUGACAUUAUUUAAAAUAAACUUGUAUUAUUUUCCCUUUCGAAGCUUCACUCUCCAGUCCAGCGGGUGGCGCUAAAACGUUUGUUUACCAAACACCAUUAAACCUCAAGACGAAGAAGAUCAGAUUCAGUGUGCUCUCUGUUGUUUUGUCUUGAUGCAGUUAAUAUAAACUGUUAGAAAAGUUUUUCUGUAAAUCGAAAAAUACAGUUUUUGAAUGCGGUCAAUAAAGUCUGUGAUAUUCUCGUCCUCACAGUCGUGACUAAGUUUUGAAUCAAGCAGGAAUACCUGGAGGACUAUAAUCUGAACUGAGAUCUGUUGCUAAAAUGAUGUUUGUUAAAGAGGAGAGUGAAGAGAACACAAGUGAACCAGAAACCUGGAGAAUAAAACACGAAGAACCUGAAACCUGCAAAAUAAAACUUGAUGAACCAGAAACCUGGAGAAUAAAACUUGAUGAACCAGAAACCUGGAGAAUAAAACACGAGCAUCAAGGAGAGUUGAUUAAAAAAUACAAGGAGAAUGAAGAAUCAAGUGAAGUUGAGGAGACCAAUCAUGUCAAACCUGGAGAAAAACCUAUGAGUUGCUCUCAAACCAAACAGAAUGAUUUACAGAAAACUGGAGUCAAUAAAUCUUUCCCCUGCACUCAGUGUGGAAAGAGAUUCACGCGCAAAUAUGGUCUUGAUGUUCACAUGAGAGUUCACACUGGAGAGAGACCAUUCCCAUGUGAAUAUUGUGGGAAGAGAUUCACUCAAGCAUCACACCUUUAUGAUCAUAAGAACAUACACACUAGAGAGAAGCUAUAUGCAUGCGAUCAGUGCGGUAAAAUGUUUUUAUGGGCUUCAGCCCUGAAGCAGCACUUGACAGUUCAUACAAAGGAGAAAACACAUUCAUGUGAUUUGUGUGGAAAGAGUUUUUCAUGUCCACAAAAUUUGAAAGUACAUCAAAAAGUACAUAUUGUUGUAAGAGAGAUAUGCUGUGAGUGUGGGAAGACUUUUACUACAGUAAGCUGUUUAAAACGGCACCAGAGGAUUCACACUGGAGAAAAACCUUACAAGUGUUCACACUGUGACAAGAGAUUCAACCAUUCAACACAUCUGAAAUCACAUGAGAGGAUUCACACUGGAGAGAAACCAUACAAGUGUUCACACUGUGACAAGAGAUUCAGUCAGUCAGCAAAUCUGAAAACACACCAGAGGAUCCACACCGGAGAGAAACCUUACAAGUGUUUACACUGUGACAAGAGAUUCUGUAAUUCCGGAAUCCUGAAAACACAUGAAAGGAUUCACACUGGAGAAAAACCAUAUCCGUGCACUGCAUGUGGGAAGUGUUUCAAAAAUGUAUCUAAUCUACACAGUCAUACAAAACGCAAUCACAGUAAGUAGAUCAUCUUCAGAUCCAGCUCUUUCAGGCAGCGGCGGACUGGUCAUCUGAAGCACUGGUAGUUUUCCCGGUGAGCCGGCCCGGCCCGGCCCAUUGUGUGAAUAUAUAUAUUGAAGGAAUUAUAGAGACAACACAACAAGACUUGCUGUUUGUAUUGUAUUACUGUUUACGAUAAAACAUUAAAAUUUUUAAACGACAGACAUUGAUUUUCAGGGAUACAAACUAAAAUGUUAAAUUUUUCUAAUUUCUUAAUGCUAUUAAUUAGGGCUGCAUGAUAAAUCGAAAUGAAAUCGAAAUCGCAGUUAGACACGAUCUUCGAUUUUCAUGCAAAUCUUUCUGUGAAGCAUGGUUAUGUGAUCAGAAGUAAAUCUCCAUCCGAAGGCUAGAUAACUCCAAAUAUGCCCCGCAGAAGAAACCCAUGAAAUACCAGCGGUAACUGGAUAAACGUAAGAUUUAACUGCUUUUAUUGAAUCAAUGGGAAUAAUAAAACGGUACUAUGACAAUAUGAUUUAUCCAAGUUCUUAUUAUUACAAUUUUCAUGAUUAAAUUGUCAGUGAACUACGGCUUUGAAAGUUUUGCGAAAGUUUUUCUGAAAGCAUGUGAUGGAGAUUUACUGCUGAUUGUAAAACCUGCUUUACUGACAAGAUGCUCAUGACAAUUGCAUUUGAUUAAUCGUGCAGGUCAACCAUUAAUGUUAAUCGUCACAAUAUAAGAUAAGGGGGCAUGUUUGCAAAUCUCUAUUCAGGCUUUCAUCUGUAACCUCACAUAACAAAUAUAUAAAUCGUUCUCAAACUUACUCUGCCUAGAACAUUAAAUAAAAAUACAAUUUGCUAGCCUAUUUCACAUACAUUACACACGGGCAGUGAAAUGUUUGAAAGAAUUUUUAUGUAAUUUCUGAAUAAAAUAAUUUUGUAUAUAAAAAAACAGUAAAAUAUCAAUAUUGUGAAAUACUACAGUUAAAAAGUGGUUCUCUUUUAAAAAUAUUUUGUAAACUGAAUAUUUUGCAUGUUUACUCCAGUCUUCAGUGUCACGUUCCUUCAGAAAUCAUUCUAAUAUGCUGAUUUGCUGCUUAUCUAUUAUUAUCAGAUAUUAUUUGUGAUCAGUUAUUACUAAUGGUUGUUGUCAGUUUAGAAAACUUGUUGUUGUUUAAUGUUUUUGUGUAAACUGUGAUUAAAUUAUUAAUUUAUAAUAGACUGCUUUUAAUCUUACCCAUAAAAAAUAUGAAGCAGCACAACUGUUUUCAACAUUUAAAAUAAUUUUGAUCUUGGUAAGUGGGCUGCUCUGUGCCAUGAAUUCCAGGGCCACUUUUUAGCCCCAGUCCGCCCCUGCUUUCAGGUCUGAUUCUGCAUCAUCACCAAAUGAGACAAAAAAAUGCAUCAAGCAAUAAAAUAUAAUCUGGAUAAAUCUUCCUAACCAGCAGUUGCAAGUGACAUGACAAAGAAACGUUAUAUAAAGUUUUCACAGUGAAUGAAGUUCAUCUUCAAAACCAGCAGAUUCAACUGUGAUUCAGAUCAACAAAGAACACUGUCAGAAAGAUUUUUUUUUGUGUGUGUUUUUUUAUGAGUUUCAUAUCAUGUUCAAUUGUCUUAUAAUGCAUAUGUUUCACUUGUAAUUUGCUUGCUCUGUCAUGAAGUAAAAUGAAAGCUCUUACAGACUGUUCUUGUUCAGGAAGCUGGAGGAAGAGGCUAAUGCUUCUCAAGGCCUGAGAUUUAAUAUUAAUUUGUUCUUUAUUGUUGACUUGAGAUAUUCUUCCACUUAAGAUGUAUUUGGGAAACGCAGAUGCAAUAUAAACUGUCAUGUAGCUUUGUAAUUGAUCCUUCGGUCCCACUUUAUAUUAGGUGGCCUUAACUACUAUGUACUUACAUAAAAAAAUAAGUACAAUGUACUUUUUGUGUUCAUAUUGUAUUGUAAAACACUUUUGCUGCUAUUGAGGUGG